AUCCUGAAAAAAAGUGCAUAAAUGAGACUCUGAGGUAUGAAGCAGCCCAGGAAGAAGGAACACUUGGACCAGGAGAAUAUAAACCAAACUGCGAUGAAUAUGGCCGUUAUGCAGGGAGACAGUGUAGUCCUGGAAGCACGUGUUAUUGUGUCAACGCUAAUGGAGAACGGCUGUUUGGGGAAGCUCCAGUUACAGAAAAAGACACCAUAGACUGUGCAUGUGCCUCAUAUUGGGAAGAUACUGAAAGCAGAGGCUUGAACAUGGGGCUUCGCUGUCUACCGAAUGGAAACUUUGAUACACUACAAUGUGCUGAUAAAAUGUGCUACUGUUUUGACCCUGAAACUGGGACCAUUUCCUUUGGACCUUUUCCUGAUUUUAUGAUGACAGACUUGGAGUGCUAUGAUGAGGCAAUACAUGGCAGCACAUACAAACGUCCCUGUGAGUUGGCCGUGGACGAGUGGGAGAGUUAUGAAAGCAGUGACGUGGUAACCAUCCAGGAACAUGCUAGGCCAUUAUGUACUCAUGAUGGUUAUUUUGCUGCAAUUCAGUAUGAAGGAGGCUAUGCAUAUUGUUCAGAUUUUCUUGGAAAGCAAAUUGAAGAUUUUCAACAAGCAAUUCACCUUUCAGAUGGCCUCACUUGCAACUGUGCAAGACGUCGUUACAUCAUGGAAGAAAAUGGUUUGGGGUCAAACAAGCCUAAGUGCUGUCCUAAUGGUGAAUACAAACCCCUACAAACUAGAGGUCUACUAGCAUACUGUGUUGAUAAAAAUGGAAAUCAGUGUGGCCCUGCAGUUGUGACGACAGAUAUCACAUCGUUACCCUGCUAUUCACAAAAUCCUUGUGAAGAUUCAUCCCUAAUCAUGGAAUGUUAAACAUGUUUUAGUAGCACCAGCUUUUGGAAGUGAUUAAUUGCUUUGUGAUUUUGCUGUUUAUGUUGUGAAAUGUGCAUGCUCAAAAGAAGUACUGAGCUGUUUGCCAGGAAAGACACCGAACUGGGAAAGACUUGCUUUUUCAGGUCAUAUUUCCAGAAUAUUUUAUUUUUCAGGUCUAUUCUUAUGAAUGUCUAAAAUAACUUUGUGGAUGGAAGAACUCAGAAAAAGCUUCUUUUAAGCAAAAUAAUUUUAAAUGCUUUACAAACACUAUUGUCUCAUCAGCAUCUAAUUUUCAUUUCCUUUCCUAUCCAAAAUUAGAUGCACUAUCAAAAUGCUCUAGAGCAGAUAUUUCUUUUAUAUAUGCCUGAAUUACAUUUCAUUAUCUAUCUUUGCUAUCUGAAAUGUACUUCAAUUACCAAAGUAUGAUAUAAUUGAUUUAUCCUCUAUUAUCUACUUAUAAUGCAGAAACUCUUGCUUGUUUUUUGUUUUACAGUUGUGAAUACUAAUGUAUCUAAAUGUAUCAUGGAAGUUAAUGGUGUUCAAGUUGAACCUAUAAAUGCCAUACUGAUUUCCACUUUCUCCUUUAACAGCACAUGCAUAUAUCAGAAUCAUUCAAAACCUACUCAGGAACAUCACUGAGCCAACCAUCAUGCUAUCAUUCCAUGAUAUAAAUGUAAUACUGGUGAUCAUUCCAUAGAACAUGGUCAGCAGUAACCAUCCUUUUAUUUCUCAGCAAGCAAGUUAAGGCAUAUGAUUGUAUGACAGAUUUUAAUAGCCAAUUAUGUUAUUCUCUAGUAUAUGUACCUUUAUAUUUCUAAGAUACUGUUAUGUAA
Molecule: messenger RNA, 1705 nt
Organism: Penaeus vannamei (Pacific white shrimp)
Lineage: Eukaryota; Metazoa; Arthropoda; Malacostraca; Decapoda; Penaeidae
Source: RefSeq, a predicted model, not a curated record